Molecule: messenger RNA, 468 nt
Organism: Colletotrichum costaricense
Lineage: Eukaryota; Fungi; Ascomycota; Sordariomycetes; Glomerellales; Glomerellaceae
Exons: 1
Coding region: 1-468 (155 amino acids)
Source: RefSeq, a predicted model, not a curated record
AUGAGAAGCCAUACCCCUCCACGCCCUCUGACCUUUCCCUCCCUGGGUGUUCUAACUAUGGUGAGCUCAGUCAAACUUGGCUCUAGCAACUCCCUGCCGCUGGCGGAACGUUUCUGGGAGCAUCCCGGGGCCCUUGGCAAGCCCUCGAAACUCAAGCCGCCUCGCUGGCGGGGCCGCAUUUCUCGUCCGUCAAAGCUGGUAGCUCACAGACUCAAACCCACACUUUUUACACACAGCAAAAUCAAGGUUCAGCCAGACCCCGGGUCUGGCCGCGGAUCAUCUCCCCUCCUGCUUCUUUGGAUAUCAUGCUCUUGGCUGUGUCGGACAGCUCGGACGCCCGCUGUCGUCUUGGGGCGGGGGACCCUGCCUUCUUUUCUUCCCCUGCCCCUCCACGAAUACCUAUCUCGUCGUUCUUCAGACUCCAUUGUCACUCGGCCCUCGGGGCGGCCCCCGACCAUUGAUAAAUGA